Pochonia chlamydosporia 170 is the source of this 1596-nucleotide messenger RNA. RefSeq names its product sugar transporter. The coding region runs from base 1 to 1596 and encodes 531 amino acids. NCBI's taxonomy places the organism in Eukaryota, Fungi, Ascomycota, Sordariomycetes, Hypocreales, Clavicipitaceae. Gene Ontology annotation, molecular function: carbohydrate:proton symporter activity. Gene Ontology annotation, cellular component: membrane. The record is from RefSeq and is a predicted model, not a curated record. Gene Ontology annotation, biological process: transmembrane transport; carbohydrate transport. The transcript has 7 exons.
AUGGCAGACACCAAAGAACGGCUCGGCCUCGAUGAAGUCGAGAGUGUAAACCCGAAUCCUGAGACAUAUGCCGCGAUUAUGGCUGCGAAUAAACCUGAUGUGAAGGGGCCUGGAUACAUCAAACUUUAUCUUCUCGCUUCAACCAUAUUUUUAUGCUCUACAAUGACAGGUUACGACGGUUCAUUAAUGGGCUCCAUCAAUGCCCUGCCGAGCUAUACUUCCUACUUUGAGCUGCCAGACACUGGGAAUGCCAGCACUGGUAUUGUGUUUUCCAUUUUCCAAGUUGGCCAAAUGUCAGGGGCAUUGUUCAUCUGGAUGUCAGAUUGGUAUGGCAGAACAUGGCACAUCUUCUUUGGCUGUCUCGGCGUCUGCAUAGGUACAAUAGUGACAUCUCUAUCGACAAGCCUUCCAAUGUUGAUUGGCGGUCGAUUUUUGCUCUCGUUUUUUGCUACCUGGGCCACUUCCUCGGCGCCACUGUAUCUGGUCGAAAUCACACCAGCCGCUUAUCGAGGCACUAUCGCGGGACUGUACAACACGUUUUACUAUGUGGGCUCUGUACUUGCUACAUCAGCUGUAUACGCGUGCCAUAAGCACGUUGGUGGCAGCGGGAACCUGGAUUGGAGAGUUCCUCUCUGGCUACAGAUGGUUUGUCCAGGGAUCGUUGUCAUACUCAUCAAAUUCUUCCCCGAGUCUCCGCGCUGGCUAGUCGCCAAGGAUCGACACGAGGAGGCCAGAAAAGUCAUCUCGACGUAUCACACCAACGGUCAAGAUGAUCAUCCCUUAGUUGCACUGCAGAUGAAGGAGAUGAGUGACUCGCUGGAAGGUGAAUGCCUGACCUGGAGAGAAUUCUUCGACCUCCGCAUACUCUUCAACUCACGAGCAAGACGGUACCGUAUGAUGCUCAAUAUGACGUUUUCGUGGUUUGGACAAUUCAGCGGUAACAACAUCGUAUCGUAUUACCUGCCAAUCAUGCUCAAGGGUAUCGGCGUGACCAACACAGACACGCAGCUUAUCCUCAACAUUGUUUACGCCCUCGUUGGCUGGAUAUUUGCAACCGCCGGAUCGCGCCUGCACGACAUCGUGGGCCGCCGAAAGAUGCUCAUCUCCACCACUUGUAUCAUGGCUGUAUGUCUGGCUAUUGUAGCCGGCAGCGCGGCAGGUUACACAGAAUAUGGAAAUCAGACCGCCUCCACUGUCAGCAUCGUCUUUAUCUUCCUUUUUGGAGCAGUUUUCGCAACUGGGUAUACUCCGAUGCAGCCCAUCUACCCCGCGGAAGUUGUGAGCAAUGUUAUGCGGGCAAAGGCCAUGGGGGUGUUCAAGAUAACCUCUGGCGCUGCUGGGUUUGUCAACACCUUUGCCGGACCAAUUGCUCUAUCUCAUAUUCAAUACUGGUUCUAUGUGUUCUUCGUCGGAUGGGAUGCAUUAGAGGCGGCAUUUAUAUACUUUUUCUUUGUAGAGACAAAAGGUGUAACUCUGGAAGAGCUUGAUGCCAUUUUUGAAGCCAAAAACCCUCGCAAGGCCAGCGUGGAGGUGAAGAAGCUGCAGAGCAGGAUUGCCAAAGUUGUCAAGGAUGAUAUGGCAAGUGGCAAGGCGUAG